UCAGACAACAACUAAAUAGAAAAAGAACAGUUUGGUUUUGAUUGAUUCACAAUGUCUUUGACGAACGAGCAGAUUUGGGCUCCCAGCCCCUCCACCACACGCGGUCAACCCACCCAGCUGUCCUCUGAUGCGAAAGGCGAAAAGCUGGCAUAUGCGUCAAACAAAUCCAUAUUCAUUCGCUCAAUUGACAACCCCGCAGUUGCCAGGCAAUAUACUGAACACAAAGCGCAAGCCACUGUCGCACGAUUCUCGCCAUCGGGCUUCUACGUUGCCAGUGGAGAUGCUGCAGGUACGGUAAAGGUUUGGGACUGUGUAGGAGAAGGUAUUACAAAGGGCGACUAUUCAAUUGUCAACGGUCGAAUCAACGACAUUGCAUGGGACGGCGAUUCUCAGCGCAUCAUCGCUGUAGGAGACGGAAAACAGAGAUACGGUCAUUGCUUCACCUGGGAUAGUGGGAAUAGUGUUGGCGAGAUAUAUGGCCAUACGCAGCCCAUCAAUUCCGUUUCCAUCAGACAGCAACGCCCUUUGAGAGCAGCCGCAGCCGGAGACGACAAGACCCUAGUCUUCUACCAUGGUGUGCCCUUUAAGUUUAAUACCGGAAUCAGGGAUAAACACACCAAUUAUAUAUAUGGGGUUGCCUUUAGCCCCGAUGGCUCUCAGCUAGUGAGUGUUGGUGGUGACCGUCGCAUAUGGUUAUACGACGGCAAGACUGGCGAGCCGAAAGCCUCAAUUGGGGAAGGAGAACACAAGGGCAGUAUCUUUGGCGUAUCAUGGUCCAAAGAUUCUCGAAAGUUUGCGACAGCCAGUGCUGACAGGACCGUUAAGCUGUGGGACGUUGAAGCUGGCAAGAUUACUCAGACUUGGGAUUUGAGCAGCGAAGGUGCUGUCAAUCCACUGGAUCAACAAGUUGGUGUUGUUAUUCCGCCAGGACGAAGUGAUGGUCUUGUUAUCAGUUUAUCCCUAAGCGGCAAUCUGAACUACCUGGUAGAGGGGUCUCCUCAACCCCGACAAGUCUUGAAAAGCCAUCAGAAGAACAUCACAGCACUUACACGGUUCAGCGCAGAUGACGGUAAAGAAACACUCUGGACUGGUAGCUUCGAGGGCCGAGUUUGCAGCUGGGAUGUGGCAACGGGGACUGCAGACACGGUUGAUGGAGACAAUCAUACAAACUACAUUGCCGGUUUGACCAGCACUCAAGAAGGCAAGGGCAGGAUCUACAGUGUCGGCUGGGACGACACUCUUAGAUCUGCAGACGUUGCGGCAAAAACAUAUACAGGAACCUCGACCAAAUUGUCCGCCCAGCCAAAGGGCGUUGCCACUGCCGGAAAGCUCGUCCUGGUUGCAAGCUCGGAGAGCAUUGAUAUCUACCAAGACAGCAACAAAUCCGGCACAUUCAAAGCGCGGGCUGAUGUGACCGCAGUCGCUGCUCACGAAAACACCGUUGCAUUUGGCAGCGAAGAUUUGAAAGUACACAUCGGAUCAGUCACAUCAUCGGCAAUCACACCAGAGGUAGAAAUCAAAGCGUCACGUAACCCAGUUUCAACCCUGUCGUUCUCCCCGGAUGGCAGUCUUUUGGCUGUCGGUGACUCUCGCGGCAAAAUUUCCGUAUUCAAGACGAAAGAUGGAAGCUUAGUCACUGACCGCUGGACCGCUCAUACUUCUCGCAUAACAUCUAUUGCAUGGAAUAGCACGGGAACCCAUGUUGUCAGUGGAGCACUCGAUACAAAUAUCUUUAUUUGGAGUCUGGCGAAGCCUGGAGACUGGAUUGAGGCCAAGAAUGCCCAUAAAGAAGGUGUAACUGGAGUCGCUUGGAUUGCAGAUGAGACCAAAAUCGCGUCAGCAGGAACUGAUGCUGCUAUCAAGAUUUGGAAGGCUGAAGGUCUGCCUUAG
Messenger RNA from Talaromyces stipitatus ATCC 10500, 1890 nucleotides. RefSeq names its product actin cortical patch component, putative. The coding region runs from base 52 to 1890 and encodes 612 amino acids. Gene Ontology annotation, biological process: actin filament depolymerization; positive regulation of actin filament depolymerization. Lineage: Eukaryota; Fungi; Ascomycota; Eurotiomycetes; Eurotiales; Trichocomaceae. Gene Ontology annotation, cellular component: cortical actin cytoskeleton. Gene Ontology annotation, molecular function: actin filament binding. The record is from RefSeq and is a predicted model, not a curated record. The transcript has 3 exons.